Molecule: messenger RNA, 5968 nt
Organism: Aphidius gifuensis
Lineage: Eukaryota; Metazoa; Arthropoda; Insecta; Hymenoptera; Braconidae
Product: protein turtle
Exons: 11
Coding region: 643-4893 (1416 amino acids)
Biological process (GO): dendrite self-avoidance; axon guidance; homophilic cell-cell adhesion
Cellular component (GO): axon; plasma membrane
Molecular function (GO): cell-cell adhesion mediator activity
Source: RefSeq, a predicted model, not a curated record
UGUAUCAAGCUGUAUAUGUGUUAGUCAAAAGUGUUUUGGUAAGCUUGUGUUGGUACUUGUUGCUUACAAACGGACAUGAGAGCUUUGGUGCAUCAAGAACAAACCGCCUCUGUCGAAGUGAAUGUUAAAAAUUUUCUCAGAAUGUCGUCGUUACUUGACUCUGCUUGACUCGACAGAUUUUCUUUUGAAAAUUGAUAAAACAUUUUCAUAUAAUAUAACAAUAAACAUUUAAAAAAUAUGAUGAGUACUUUGUACACUAUAUAAGUUAAUAUUAUGGGUUUUCUCUUGUUACAAGUGGUGUAAAAGUAGUGUCUAAAGCAAGUGAUAGUGGCAAACAAUUAAAACAUAUAACAAGUACUUUAUAAACUAUGUAAGUUAAUCAACUGGAUUUUUUUUUUGUUACAAGUGGUGUAAAAGUAGUGUUUAAUUCAAAGCUAGUGAUAGUAGUGGUGAAAAGUGUUUUAAAAAAAAAAUGUUAUCAAAAGUGGUGAUGAUUGUUUUGUGAGUGUGUAGUGUUUGUGAUCACUGAACCUGUUGCUGAUCAUCGAGAAUCAUCAUGAACUACUACAUGGCCUUGGAGUAUUUUGAUGACCAGCGUUGGAAGAUGAACAUCCCCUAAAAAGAUACUAUGGAAACAGUGGAAUGGGGGGCGGCGGAGGGCUAAAUGCCAAAAAUCUCCGGCGACGUAAUAGCGUCACAGAAUUUUGUAAAAAUAAUGAUAAUUUAAUUUUUAAAACAAAUGUAAUUGACAAUGAUGUGUCAAAUGAGUAUAAUGAAAAUGACAGAUUGUGUAUUGAGGCGACAGUCGGUAUUAAUUCCGGCCAGCCUACCUGCAUUGUUGGAAUUGGUAUACGUGAAAAAUGUAAAUCAAUUGAGAGUGAGAGUGAAACAUGGAAUAAUAUAUUGGAAAAUAAAUUGGAAGAUCGAUGUAAACAAAGAAGAAGACGUGGUAGACGACGAAAGAGGAGAAUUCAAACACAUAAAUUUGAUGUUAAUACGAUGAGAAAUAAUAUUACAAAUGAUGAUCACUGGAUUGAUCAUAAUAAUAGUGAUAAUGUUUUAUUAAUUAAAAAAAAACAAACAACUAUUUGUCAAUAUUAUUAUAAAUGUAUGAAAAAAAUUACGGAAAUGGCUGUUGGUACACUUUUACUUAGUGCUGUUCUUUUAGUUACACCAGGCUUUUGUCAUCAGGAUGCAGUUCAUAUAACAGCAAUUCUAGGUGAAAGUGUUGUCUUCAAUUGUCACGUUGAGUUCCCUGGUGAGCAUCCAGUGCCAUAUGUUCUCCAAUGGGAGAAGAAGGUAGGCGACACGGAGAUACCAAUAUACAUAUGGUAUGAAUCGUAUCCAACGCACAGUGGUGAUGGUUACGAGGGACGUGUAUCCAGAGUUGGACCAAAUUCACCAUACGGUGUUGCCAGUCUUAAUCUUACAAAUAUUCGUGAAAGUGAUCAAGGAUGGUACGAGUGUAAAGUUGUAUUUCUCAAUAGAUCACCAAAUAGUCCAAAAAAUGGCACAUGGUUUCAUCUAGAUGUUCAUGCACCACCAAGAUUCAGCAUGACACCAGAAGAAAUGAUUUAUGUAAAUGUUGGUGAUGCAAUUAUUCUAAAUUGCCAGGCAGAAGGUACACCAACACCUGAAAUUGUCUGGUAUAAAGAUGCAAAUCCCGUGUCAACUUCACCGACUAUUGGAAUUUUUAAUGAGGGUACAGAAUUAAGAAUAGCUUCAAUUAAAAAUGAGGACAUUGGUGAUUAUACUUGUAUUGCUAGAAAUGGUGAAGGACAAAUAAGUCAUUCUGCUCGUGUUGUUAUUGCUGGUGGUGCAGUUAUAAUGGUACCACCAACAAAUCAAACAAAACUAGAAGGUGAAAGAGUACAAUUUCCAUGUGAAGCAAAAGCAUUACCAGGAAAUGUAACAGUACGUUGGUUUCGUGAAGGUGCACCAGUAACUGAAGUAUCUGAACUUGAUACUCGUGUUUCAAUUAAAAAAGAUGGUAGUCUAGUUAUAAAUCCAGUCAGUGCUGAUGACACUGGACAAUAUCUUUGUGAAGUUACUAAUGGAAUUGGCGAGCCACAAAGUGCCAGUGCCUAUCUCAACGUCGAAUAUCCAGCCAAAGUUACAUUUACACCAACUAUUCAAUAUUUGCCAUUUAGAUUGGCUGGUGUUGUACAGUGUUAUAUAAAAGCAAAUCCACCACUACAGUAUGUUACAUGGACAAAGGAUAAACGUCUUUUAGAACCAUAUCAAACUAAAGAUAUUGUUAUAAUGAAUAAUGGAUCAUUAUUAUUUACAAGAGUUAAUGAAAAUCAUCAGGGUAAAUAUACAUGUACACCAUAUAAUGCACAUGGUACACAUGGUGGUUCUGGUCCAAUGGAUGUACUUGUUAGAAAUCCACCAGUAUUUACACUUGAACCAGAACCAAUGUAUCAACGUAAAAUUGGUGAAACAGUUGAUAUGGUUUGUGAUGCACAAGAAGCUGAGGGUACUGAAAAACCAACAAUACAAUGGCAAAGAAGAAAUGGUGUACCACUUGAACGUAAUCGUGGUAAAAUUACUGGUGGUAAUUUAACAAUUGAUGGAUUACGACGUAAUGAUUUUGGUUAUUAUCAGUGUGUUGCAUGGAAUGAGGUUGCAACAAUUAUCUCAGCAACUCAAUUAAUUGUUGAGGGUUCUCAGCCACAUGCACCUCACAAUGUAACUGGUAUAUCAACACAAUUUUCUGUAACAUUACAAUGGUUACCUGGUUAUUCUGGUGGUCCAGAUUAUAAACAAGAUUAUACUGUUUGGUAUCGUGAAGCUGGUACAUCAGCAUGGACAACAAAUCCAGUAACACCAUCUGGUUCAACAUUUGUUACAAUUAAUAAUUUAUCACCUGGUACAUUAUAUGAAUUUCAAGUUGUUGGUAAAAAUGCAAUAAGUGAUGGUAUGCUUAGUAAAGUUACAACAAUUAGAACACUUGAUGUUGGUAUUAAUCCACCAUCAAUAACAACACCAAAAAGUAUUAGUGUUAAAGCUGCUGAAAAUACUGGACCAAAACCAGGGCCACCAAGAAAUUUAACUGUAACUGAAGUACCAAAUGGUUUUCUUAUAACUUGGCAGCAUCCAUUAGAAAAAAGUCAUUUAAUUGAAUAUUAUGAUAUUAAAUAUAAAACUGAUGGAGCAUGGAAAACACUUAACAAAGGACAUAUUCGAUCAGAAGAAACUAGUUAUCUAGUUAAAAAUUUAGUUGGUGGAAGAACAUAUUAUUUUCAAGUAUUUGCCCAUUCAUCAACAACUCCUGGUACCAGUGAAUUGGUGAAAUUUCCAGUACCAGCUCGUGUUAAACACAAAGCCAUCACUGCUGGGGUUGUAGGUGGCAUACUAUUUUUCAUUGUUGCAAUUAUUCUCAGUAUAUGUGCUGUUAAAAUAUGUAAUAAACGGAAGCGACGAAAACAGGAAAAAGAAUUAUUAUCAGCGUAUAACUUGGUAGCCUGCAGGGUCACAGACGCUCGUAAUGGCGCAGGACAAGGACCCCAAGGAACAGUGCCUUUGAAAAAAAAUAGACAACAAAGCCGAGUACCAGGUCUAAGUCUUCUGCGUGACAUACUUAAUCCAGACAGUCCAGAUUCAUGUCGUUGUCGUCCAUUAAGUAAAAUAUCACGUGCAGCUGAUGGACGUUUUGUUAUUGCUGAUUCAGUAUUAAGUUCAGCAAAUAAUAGUAUUCUUGAUGCAUCAAGUAGUGAUGAUGGUGGUUUUUUACCUAAAAAAAAUCGUUUAAAAUCAUCAUGGCGUCGUCCACUUGUUGGUACAAGUCAAUUAAGUUUACGUUCAGAUGGUAGUGGUGUAUCAAUUGUACCUGGUACAGCAUAUAUUAAUAAUUUAUUAAAUCCAUUAAUGUCAAGACAAGAACAAAAAAUAUGUACAAUAUCAUCACCAGGUUUUAUUGCAAGUUCACCAAGUGGACAAAUAAUAUGGACAACAAAUCCAUCAUUAUAUUUAAAUGAUUUAAGUUCAGUACGUCAACCAUCAUCUGUUGAACCAUCAUCAUUUCCAACAACAUCACCUGAUCAUCAUAUACAAUUACGUAAUAUACAUCAACGUUAUAGUCAAGAAUUACCAUCAUUAAAAGCAAUACAUGCUGAAUCACGUAGAUUUGUACCAGUACAACCAUUAGCAACAUCAUCACCACCACAACCAAUUGGUGGUAUACGUCCACGUGCACGUUUACCACCACGUCAUGCAAGACAUGCUAGAUCAGCACCUGAAUUAGCAAUAUCACCAGAUAUACUUAAUAUUAAUGAAACAUCACCUGAAAGUAGAUCAAGUUCAUCUGGUUUUGGUAGUAAAAAUACAUCACAACAAAAUCAAAGUUCAAGAAGUGGUAGUACUGUUGCUGAAUGGCGACCACCACCAUAUCGUCCACCACCACCACCAUUACUUGGUCGUUGGCUUGAAUUACAAGAUCAUCAACAAAUUAUUGAUAAUAAAAUAUCACAUAAAAAUAAUAAUAAUAGUAAUAGUAAUAAUAAUAAUUUAGCACAUAUUGCUAUUGAUGUUGGUAGUGUUGAUGGACAUUAUGAAUUUGAUCCAGUAUCAUGUACACCAACACCAACAUCAGCAUCAACACCAACACGCGAAGAAAGACCACCUGUACAUCAAAUUCAUACAAUUCAUCUUCCUCAUAUGCAUCAAGUACACACAACAAAUACAAAUAAUAUUAAUAAUAAUAAUUCUAAUAAUAAUAAUAAUGUUAAUCAUAUUAAUAGUAAUAGUCAUAGUAAUAAUAAUAAUCAACCAUCAAGAUAUUCAAGGGAUAAUAUUGAGGCACGUGUACAAGCUAUGAAAGCUGAAUUUCAUCAAUUUCGACAAAGACAAGCUAGACGAAAAAGAAGUCAACAACUUGAAAGUGCUUGCUGAUAUUCAGCUAAUAAUGGCCUCAGAGGACCAAAAAUAAAAUAUAAUAACAAAAAAUUACCAAGAAUUAUUGAAUGAAAUUGAAAAUUCAAAAAAAAUAAAAUAAAAUAAAAAUUUUACAGUCUUACACUCGAUAUAUCAACUAGGUAUAUUGAUGAAUCUUUUAAAUGCAAUUUUUUCAUAAAUUGAAUUUUCACUACAGACUCUUUUUUCUAUAGAUUGUAUAACAAAAAAGAAAAAAAAAAAAAAAAAAGAACAAUUGAUUAAUACACACUGACACACAUGCAUGAUUACACAAAAAACUAUAAUGAUUAAUUGAUAAAUAUAUUAUAGAAAAACAGAUUGAAUAAAUUAAUUAAAAAUAUGCACAAUUAAUGGGCAAAUCACAUUAACACGAAAUUUAAAAGAAAAUUAUAAAUAAUUGUGAAUAACAAUUUUUUUUCAUUGAUGAUUUAAGGAUAGAUAAUAGUAUCAAGUCAUUUUCGAGUCAAAUCAUGCACUUUUUAGACGAUCAUAAAUAAUUAAUAAAUAUAUAGUUAAUAAAUUGAAGAAAAUUUUUAAAAUGAAUAUAAAAUUACAUAUAUUAAAAAGAAAAAAAAUUAAAAUAAUAAUACAUUUUUAACUGUGACUUAAAAAGGACCCUGAUUAAAGCAAAAAAAAAAACAACAAUAAAUAAAUAAAUAAACUGACAUCGAAUUUUUGAGUAUUAAAAAAAAAAAAAACAAAAAAAUUGACAUCAAUUUGUUCAGUUAAUUUAAAUAAAUAAAAUAUUCAAGAUCAUGUUGAGUGUCAUUUUAAAAAUGAUAAUAUCGAUUUGAAAAAAAAAAUAAAUUAUUUAAAUACUUGACAUUAUAUUGUUAAACAAAUAAAUAAAUAUAAAAAAAAAAAAAAAUUGUAAAGUGUUUUCGAAGGCUCAACGAAAACAUUUCAAUGUUUACCGAAAAAAAAAACAUAUAAAAAUAAAAUCGAGUACGUAAUGGCACGAUUAACACGCCAAAGAAAAAAAAUCCGUAUUAUGUUAAUAACAAGACAAAAAAAAAAAUUAUAAACAAUUUAUUAAAAAAAAAAAACAAAGGCG